This is a messenger RNA of Pollicipes pollicipes, 2503 nucleotides long. RefSeq names its product beta-sarcoglycan. The transcript is spliced from 5 exons. The record is from RefSeq and is a predicted model, not a curated record. The coding region runs from base 98 to 1066 and encodes 322 amino acids. Gene Ontology annotation, cellular component: sarcoglycan complex; sarcolemma. Gene Ontology annotation, biological process: muscle organ development. NCBI's taxonomy places the organism in Eukaryota, Metazoa, Arthropoda, Thecostraca, Pollicipedomorpha, Pollicipedidae.
GGCUGAUCCGCCGUCGAUCGAUCUUCGAGCAGCUUUUACCUUUUCUGAGACAGUUGUCUUCAAACUUUUAUAUUUACCGACGUAUACAGCUGAGAAGAUGGCAACUUUAGACAUGCAGGACUAUGUUGUGAGCCAGAGGAGAAGGAACAGCGCUCGCCUUGCUGCUGGAAUGUAUUCACAGCCAACCAAUGGAGUGCAGACGGUGGUAACAACGGACGAUGUACCGGAGGCGACGAGCGGCGGCCGCUCUUACGCCUUCUGGCUGCUGGUGGCUGUUGUGCUGCUGGUGGCCAUCUUUAACCUGCUCAUCACGCUGACGCUCAUCAGCGUGCUGCGCAUCUCCGUCGGCAUGGAGAGCGUUCAGGUUGUGAAAGGAGGAAUGGUACUGCCUGGAACGGUGGAUAUGGACCGCCUCUACAAGCCAGAUGGCUCCUUCCUGGGAUUUGCCGACGAUCCGAUGUCCAUCAACGGAGUCGGCGGAACGGUUGACCUCGUGGUGUCGGCCGGUGGCCGGGACGAUGCGGACGGCCCGCGACUCUCCCUGGCCGGCGCCGGCGUGCUGGUGCAGGGCGUGGCGCGCGCCGGCGUCUCCCAGGCCGGUGCCGUGCCCUUCUUUAACACCGCCUACCCCAACUUCGGCCUGCCGGCCGGCGUGCGCAGUCUGCGGGUGCAGGACGCGCGCACGCGCCGCGUCGUCAGCCCUGUCGACCGCUCGCUCAAGCUGCUCUCGUCGAAGCAGGCGCACCUCAAGGGCAGCGAGGGCACGCACGUCGACGGCAAGGAGAUCGUCUUUUCGGCCGACCAGGAGCUGCAUCUGAAGAGCGUCAACGGCAGCGUGGUGCUGAUGGGCGCCGACGGCGUGCGGCUGGACGUGCGCGGCAUCCCGUGGGCGCAGGGACGCAGCGUCAGCGACGGCACGCGCGCCGCCUACCGGCUGUGCGCCUGCAUGCCGGCCGGCCGCCUGUUCCGCCUGCCUGUGCCGCUCGACAACGGCGAUCGCGCGCCGGCCGAGCGCGUCACCUGCGCCAACGCCGCGCUGCACGGCGACAACAACCCGUGUGCCUGAGCGAGCCGGCUCGGCGCGCUCGACGUCCUCUCGCGGCCGCCAGCGACAGCGGUCUCCGCUGGGGAGAGGGCGCCGGUGCGGUGAGGGGCGGAGCUCCGCGUGGUCAGGGCGCGGCGGGACUGGUGCCGGGAGUGGGUGCGUUCGGGGCUUCCUGUAGAACUGGAGCAGCUUCGACCUGGGGUGUCUUCACACCAUGCGCUAUUUUGCCAUCGGGUGGGUGCUCAACAUGCUAAGGUUUUAACGCAUUUAAAGCGGAAGGGUAAUUCGACCAUCCAUCGAUUACGGAGAAGCACCCGGACCAUUACCGUUUCAAGACUUGCACCGUCUGUGAACAGUAUGGCGUACGGUGAUUUUCCAUUCGGUUUACAGUCAGCUGUUCGCGCGCAUUGCCCUUCUUAACAAAGUGACCUCUGUAGGCACGAUUUUGAGCUUCCUGUCAUAUUAUAAUCGGCGUCCGUUUCAUAAUAAGGGCCCAAGGUAAUACGUAAUGAGUCCCGAAACCCUUUCGUUGGUAAAGCAUGUUGGUGAAGCACCUUUGUGCGGCCGGGUGUUACUUCGUGACAUUCAUAACACGAGGCACCAUGCUUAGAAAUGUAGUGAUCACCCACGGCCCGCAUCUCCGUGUUGACCCUUGUUCUGCUUUGUCCGGAGUCUCCAAGGGUUUAACAUCAGGCUGAACUGAUCUCCCCGCGCCAGUUCCCUCGCCCGUUGUGGAGGCUGCCGGCACUGUCUGUCGCGGUCUGAAGCUUUAAUGGAGGUAGCUGUAAGCGGCAUGUAUGCUUCCGUGGUCGUCCUGACGGCUACGUUACCAUGCGAUCGGAUCCAUCACAGCUCACAGUCCCACUCUAAGCACGACCGUUCGUUCCAGGCGCAGCCGUAGGCUGAGUGGGUCCUCUUGAGCAAUGAAAAAAUUUCCAGCCUGAGCUGCCGACCCGGCCCGUUCACCACACUGUUAACAAGCUUAUAUCUCUGGAACCCCAUCUAACCUCCAUAAGCCUGUAAGAUGGGUGGUGAUAUACUGUUAUAUUGUGCUUCGAGACCAGGUAUGGCACCGUCAUAAGAUCACAACAGGGUUAGAACUGACCAUCUCCCAGUCGAUGUAUGCGGCCAGCGCACGUUUGGCGACCGAUUACGUCACCACGUGGUAACUACACUGCUGCAAUAUAUCAUCUACGGGAUAAUAAUUAUAUACGUGACAUUACCUUGCUCGGCCCAUGCGAAAGAAGGCGUAAUGGUUGUGUUUUUGUUGCCAUCCCUGUACGAGCCAGUUUUCCCCAAAGCUAGUCAACCCUAGUCACGACUUGUUCGUUGUGGACGUGUCCAGUUGCAGGAGUGUUGUGCGUUUUGUUCAGUGUGUCGGCCGUCGCCCGAAAGUCGUCUCAAUAUCGACGCGUGCUUGCGGAUAAUGUUAUCGCCAUAAUACCAUAACAUAAUGCC